Notechis scutatus (mainland tiger snake) is the source of this 998-nucleotide messenger RNA. It is a transcript of the gene NDUFB8, whose product is annotated as NADH:ubiquinone oxidoreductase subunit B8. The record is from RefSeq and is a predicted model, not a curated record. Gene Ontology annotation, cellular component: mitochondrion; respiratory chain complex I. Lineage: Eukaryota; Metazoa; Chordata; Lepidosauria; Squamata; Elapidae.
CUGUUUCCGGGUCAGUCCUGAGGACAGCGGCUCUCUUCAGAAAAACUCUAUGGCCGAUCAGAAGUCAUCCAGCCUUCAGCUUUGACCCGGCGCUCGCCCUUGAGAGACGCGAUGGCCUCUGUCGUUGCUCGGGGCCGUCUCUGCGCCCUCCUCCGCCCGUUCGCCUGGCCGGGAGAUGGCAGCCGCCGCCUCGCUUCAGAGCUGCCCAAACAUCUGCUUCCAGGGUCAUACCCCAAGACUCCACAAGAGCAGGCAGCUGCUGCAAAGAAAUACAACCUGACACUGGAGGACUAUCAGACAUAUGCAGAUGAUGGUGUAGGUUAUGGUGAUUAUCCCAAACUCCCAGAUCAAUCCGCACAAGCAAAAGAUCCUUGGUAUGAGUGGGAUUACCGUGAACUGAGGCGCAAUUUUGGAGAACCAUUGCACCGGAACUUCGAUUUAUUUGUACGGUCACGGGUUGAUACGUCCCCGACUCCCGUUCCCUGGCAUGUCAUGAAGAUGUAUUUUUGGGGGUUUAUUGGAAUCACGUUAGUCAUGGCUUUUGUUGGUGAAAUGUUUCCAGCAUACCGACCUGUGGGACCAAAGCAGUUUCCUUAUAAUAAUCUAGAUUUGGAGAACAGAGCAGAACCCAAUACUGAACCAACGCCAGUGAAGCACUAUGAGAUUUAAAAGUAUCUGGACUUGCAGGACUUUUUUGUUUUGUUUUGACUUUGGUAGACCUAUAUUUUACCUAAUUCUUGUUUAAAGAUUGUCAUGAAAAAGCAAUGAUGCUUCUUUCUAUGUGUAACCUGUAUCCUAUCAUUUUUUUCAUAAAGAGAGAAGAAGAAUUACAGAAUGUUGGGUCAUUAUGUAUUGGACAUGAGAAGUCUGAAUGGCUUAAGAAAAGAAAAAUAAAUGUAAUUAUAUACAAAUGUAUGAGUUAAUUGAGUUUUGCACUUGUUAAUUCUUCCUAGCAGUGGGAAUAUAUCCUUGGGCUUCACUUAAUAAAUCAGAGGUAC